GUUGAGUUGAUGAUGAUGGUUGAUGAUUCUGAUGCCUAAGAAUUUCCAAAAUUUGAAGUUGAUUUGAGCCCAAAAAUGCCAUUUUCCACCUUAUUUAUUCAUUCACCUUCUCUUUUCUUUCUCCCCCUUAUCUAAAAGGACCGUUGGGUCUGCAUUUUUUUGCCAAUCAGUCAGUCCUACUUCAUUCACAGAGACUAUUAACCCCACCCAAUAAAGCCAGAAGAAAAGAGAAAAAACAAAAAAGGAAUAAAAAUUAAAGUAUAUAUAAAACCUAAUAAGUGUGAUUGGGAGGAAGAAGAAAGGAAGAAACACAACAGAAAAUAAGUCAAGAGAGAGAGAGAGAGACAGAAAAAGAGUGGCUCUAAAGACCCUCGAGUGCACAACAAAACAAAAGCAAAAAUAAGCAAAAUCCCACAAUUCUCUCUUUUUUUUUUUUACCCAAAACAAAAGCCUUGUUUUUCACUCAAUUCAUCUUCUUCUUCUUCUUCUCCACCCCCUUAAACCAAACUCAUAACCAACCCUUUUCUUCUUCUCCUUCUUCUUCUUCUUCUCAAUUGCCAUUUGUUAUCAUAAAUUUUAGGCCAAUAGGACAAAAAAAACAUUAAAAUCAUGCAAAUGGAUAUAAUUUCCUCAAAACCUCAAGAAAAAGAGAACCCAUCACCCACAAACUCCCCACACAGCAAUGGAAGUUGUAGCAACGGCAAUGGGGGAUCAACUUCAUCACCACAUCAAAUCCCAACUCCACCAGCCACCCCAAAACCAGUAUCUAGAUCUGAAGUCAAUCCUUAUCCCACCACUUUUGUUCAAGCCGACACAACCACUUUCAAACAGGUAGUUCAGAUGCUGACUGGAUCAUCGGAAACCGCUAAGCAAGCCUCCCCAUCAUCAGAUCCACAACAACAUUCAAACAACAACAACAACAAAGGCUGCAGUAUUCCGCCCAUCAAAACAGGGCAGAAGAAACAGGGGUUUAAGCUUUAUGAGAGGAGGAACAGUCUCAAGAAUGGGCUUAUGAUCAGCCCUUUGGUCCCGGGUUUCCAUCAUCACCAAAAUUCCACUAGCUUUUCUCCCCGGAAGCCGCCGGAGAUCUUGUCCCCCAGCAUUCUCGAUUUCCCGUCUCUUAAACUCAGCCCUGUCACCCCUUUGAAUGAGGAUACUUUCAGCAAGUCUUCUUCGCCUUUGUUGGGGAAUUCUUCCGAAGAGGAAAAGGCUAUUGCCGAGAAGAAAUUCUAUUUGCAUCCGUCUCCAAGAACAACCACGCCUAGAGAUUCUGAACCUCAGUUAUUGCCACUCUUUCCGGUCACUUCCCCCAGAGUAUCAUCAGGCUCUUCAUCUUGAACCCAGAAAAGAAAGAACAAAAACAGAGUAUUGUCUAAUUGUGAGUUCUGUUUUUUGUAGAGGGUGUUGAAAGAGAGAAACAGGUAGAGAUCAAACUCUGCUUCCCAAAAUGUACAAUUUGAUUGACCCCUCUUCUUCUUCUUCUUCUUCUUCUUUUUUUUUUAAACUUCUUCUUCAUCAUUGUCUCAAGCCAAGAAAAAUGAGGACGUUGAUUUUUACUCUUCAAUUAUGAACUUCAGUUUUUUAAUUUUUUGUUUUCUAUUUUACCUUUUCUUUUUGUGACCAAGUCUUGGGAUAAUGAAACUGCCGGAAAAAUCUAAUUCCAAAUUUGUGGAGUUUUGUCCUUUGUUCUUGUGUCACGUGAAUGGCUUCAUUAUAAUGCAAAAGUUGUAAGUAAAUACUAGGAAGAAGGUGAUUGAUAAUCCCACUAUCCAAGUUUUUUUAAAAAAUGCCAAUACACAUAUAAAAAAAGAUUGUUACUUUAUAACAUUUUGCGUUUACAUUUGCUUUCAUUACAUUUGAUCAGAUGAUUCAUAUUCAUAUUCUUGGCAUAUAUGCAGUUUUGCACUAAACACAUGAGAUAAUGAUCUUUAUAAUGUCAAAUUGGUCAGAUGGACCAAAAAUUCAGAUUCUUACACUUGCAUUUUAUGUCUUUUUUCUUUCUUUUUUUUACUGCUGUUGGAACAACAAAAUAUCAAUGCCAUAAUUUAAAAUUUUUCCCAACUUGGGUGUUUGUAGUUUAAAGUGCAUAGCAAUAAAUCAUUCCCCCUUUUUCUUUUUGUCAAAAUGGCAAUAAUUUUGAAGGGGGAACCCAAUAAUGAGUUUUUGAAAGGAAAGAAGAAAAAAAAAAAAAAAGGUUCAGACCUGCCCUCUGAUACUGUGCAUUUAAUAAGUUGCUGUUGAUGUUGUUUUUCAAAUUCUACAAGUGUAGCGCGAGAUCAAACAACACUAUCAUAGAAUUAAUACACAAAAUUAUAGAUUGUGAUUUUGUGAGUUAGAUUGGGUUAAUAGAAGGUAGGUGCAGGAGGUUUUGUGCAGCUUUCACUGGCCCAACCUUUACAGAAGAACAAGUACUUUACAUGUUUAGGGUUUACCAUUGCUAGGAGCUUAGGACAUACACAAACAAACUGAAGAAAAUCUAGUAAACCUGAGCUCCCGUGUACAUGUAAUAAUAAUU
Molecule: messenger RNA, 2515 nt
Organism: Oldenlandia corymbosa var. corymbosa
Lineage: Eukaryota; Viridiplantae; Streptophyta; Magnoliopsida; Gentianales; Rubiaceae
Source: the annotation of a GenBank genome assembly